UAUCACAACAUUUUGCAGUGCAUAUGGAAUGAAAUGACAAAAGCUACUCCCAAGAACUGAAUCCAAGAAAUGGCAGAAGAAUAGCGUGUUUGCACCUGUAAUAGAAUGCCACUGAAGGGACGUGUCGUACAGCCUGUCAGAAUAUGUCAGAUAAACCACAUUACUGGACCUGCCGUGGAGUUGUCCUCCUCCCAGAACACCCACAACUUUGAGGAGACCACUUACAUCUCCUUUGUUGGUGUAAUGAAGCAGCUCUGUGACAUAGCGGCUUUUGCAGAUGAGAUGUUCACUAAUUUACAUACUAUCGCUAAAGACACGGUCGAUAGAACAAAUAAAUUGCACAACAAAGUGAAACUUUUGAACGAGUGUUUAGUAAAAAAUACUGAGAUAGAAAUAUCUGAGCCAGCAAAUGGUCCAGGGUUAGUGAACAAGAAGCAGUCUCUAUUCUACAAGGACACCAGGCCUAGUGCUAUAAAGGAGAAGUAUGAAGCAAUGGAGAAAACCCCGCCUCUGCACCAGUUUCUGGACCUGAUGAGUGUAGAUGAUGUCCAGGCCUCACAACCACAUAAACUCUACUCUGAUCCCUCUCUCUUCUUCACUGCCUGGGUAGAUCUAAUGGAGAAGGAGAAUCACCAGUUCAAGAAAUCAAGGAAACGUUCCUUCAAGAAGACAGACAAAGAUGCCCAACUCACCAAGAUAGCCACCCUCAAGAAGAAAGUGCACGACCCUAAAACUAAGAGGUACAUAAUGGUGGACUUGGAGCCGCAGUACGCCACACUGAAGGGCGCGCGAGCCAUCACCCCGGAGAUGCCAGUGUCGGCUACUUUGAACAGGAAGAAAUAUGGGAAUCUACCGCUACCUCCUCUACCAACUGGAGAGAGUGUGAACACCACGCCUACAGACUCCUACUUGUCACCAGAGAGACAGACCAACGAGAACCACUACAGACAAUGCAGCACUCCCAUAGCUUCUCCUCCUGACACUCAGAUCCAGAUCACAUCUCCUGCUGAGAUAGAGAUAAGUGUGCCGAGUUUUACAACUAACAGUGACCAGACCAACACCUUCUCUCCACCUCGAGCCCCUCCUGCUCCCCCUGCUCCCCCAAGUAACCAUGGUCACGGUCCUCCAGCUCCCCCUGCUCCUAUGGCUCCUCCUGCUCCUAUGGCACCUCCUCCACCUAUGUUAAACCGACCUCUACCUUCCAGCCCACCUGCGGAGUCUCCAUCUAAACGAGCAAGUGUGCCGCCUCCCUUCAUGCCGCCACCAGUACCAGAGCUAGUUCUCAAACCAGCCAAACUGACGGAAGCACAGCGUGUCCUGCGCACUAAGGAGGUUGCAACGGCGCCCGGACGGAACACUCUCCUGGAGAUGAUUAGAUCUAGCAGCUUUAACUUGAAACCUGUGGAACUUCAGCAGACUAUGAAGCAGGGUAAGGGUAACGCUGAGCCCACGUAUGCGUCGUGGGGAGGCCGUGACGUAGCGUCCAUCUUACAGCGCAGGAAGUACCUGAUGGGAGUGGGAGACCACAGUGACUACAGUAGUGCCUCUGAUAGCGAGGAUGAAGGACAGUGGGACUAAUUUUGAGACUACAGUGACUACAGUAAUACUUCUGAUAAUGAGGAUAAAGGAGAGAGGGACUAAAUUUGUGACUACGGUCUAUUGUACAACGCAGGAAAUAUUUGAUGGGAGUGGGCGACCACAGUGGUAUCACGUGAUGCCCAUAUAAGGUAGUGGCGACUGUACUCUGUACUCUGUACUCUGCAAUGGUUUUGAUAGUGAGGGAAAUAAUUGUGGUCAGUUUAAAUUCGGGAAUGUAGUGGUGUUACCAUGGUAACGAAAGCUUGAGGGCAAUGACUAUGUAAUAAUGUAUAGCCUUUAAAUGAAAUUAUAACGAUAUAUAUUUAGAUUUUAACAUGAGAAUUUAUUAAGCAAAUUUAUAUUAAUACACGUCAAUUUGUAUAUGUUAAAUUUCUAUAAUAAAAUAUUUGAAUCACUUUUAUUGCACGUCAUCGUCAGUUGAAACUAGCUGUACUGCAGAUUAACCUGAAUCUUGUGGUCACAAAAACACGAUGUUAAAUACAUUUGUACACACAAUGCUGACAGCUUUUCAUCAGACUACUAUAUAUGUAACACUACUGCCACGUCAAGUAUAGGGAGGGCAUGAUUUAAUGGUACAUCUGGCUUCAUGCCAGGGAAUUAUAUUCGAGUGGACUGAGCACUUACGCGGGAAAGUAAUUAUAAAGUUUUUGUGGGAGAAACUUGUGCCUAGUUUUUUAAAAAGUCCGGGCUAGAGGCUUAAAUAGUUUACAUUUUUUCAAGUCAUUGAUUGACGCUAUUUAUCACACAGAUUGUGAAGAUUUAUUGUAGUUUUAAAAGAAAAAUUCUUAACAUUUUAUCUUUUUUAGAUCUAAAGUUUAAUUCAAAUUUCAAAUUGAUUGUACCCAUUGGAGUAAAAAUUAUAUCACUUCUUCAUGA
This is a messenger RNA of Bolinopsis microptera, 2475 nucleotides long. Its product is annotated as protein enabled homolog. The transcript has 9 exons. Gene Ontology annotation, cellular component: cytoskeleton. The record is from RefSeq and is a predicted model, not a curated record. NCBI's taxonomy places the organism in Eukaryota, Metazoa, Ctenophora, Tentaculata, Lobata, Bolinopsidae. The coding region runs from base 106 to 1578 and encodes 490 amino acids. Gene Ontology annotation, biological process: actin cytoskeleton organization.